Messenger RNA from Phascolarctos cinereus (koala), 1760 nucleotides. It is a transcript of the gene MIA, whose product is annotated as MIA SH3 domain containing. Gene Ontology annotation, biological process: extracellular matrix organization. The record is from RefSeq and is a predicted model, not a curated record. Lineage: Eukaryota; Metazoa; Chordata; Mammalia; Diprotodontia; Phascolarctidae. Gene Ontology annotation, molecular function: protein binding.
UUUGAGGUUGGGAUUUGAGGCUGGCUAGGUCCUGGGGCGUCUUUUGAGAAUGGCAGUUUUUUUAAAGCAUUUCCAGGAGGGUAGGAGAUUCUAGAUUGGCUCCCCAAGAAAGAGGUUUGCAGCAGUUCCUUUGACCCUGUGAGACCUGAACCGUCCUGGGUUGGUGAGAGGUUGGCAGCUUACAAGGUGAAAAGGACUCAGGGAGGGGAUGGCAACUACAGAAUUGACAGGCAGACCCCCAGGUGAAGUGAGAAGGGAGGUCUCAUAGGCUCAGUCUAUUUCUUAGACCUCACCCAGAACCAAACUCCCGCACACACCAUGAUCUGGACCCCCGCAUCUCUGCUUCUUGCUACCAUUAUUCUCAGUAGCUUUCCCAAACUAGGCUUUGGGGGGCGACCAAUGGCUAAACUGGCAUCCAGGAAGCUGUGCGCGGAUGAAGAAUGCAGCUACCCCAUCUCUCAGGCCAUUGCCCUGCAAGAUUAUUCAGCCCCAGACUGCCGCUUUCUAUCUGUGCAACAGGGCCAGGUCGUCUUUGUCUACUCUAAGCUGAUGGGCCGAGGUCGCCUCUUCUGGGGAGGCAGUGUUCAGGGGGAGUACUACGGGUCCCAGCCUGCCCAUUUGGGCUACUUCCCAAGCAGCAUUCUUCGAGAGGACCAUGUCCUGAAGCCAGGAAAGGUGGAGGUGAAAACGGAUAAAUGGGACUUUUACUGCCAGUGAGUCCAGGCUGCCGCUGCCCCUGCUGGAGAAGCAGAUGCUAGCUAGCACUGAGCCCCAGGACGUCUGCUUCCCACCCUCUCCAUUGUGCCCCUUGCCUAGCUUUGUGCCAAUAACACCCGUGUGCAGCAGAGAACCCGUGGCGGUGAUUUUGUGUGUGCGCGUAAGCAUGUGUAGGUGCAGGGUUGCGGGACACCCUGAGCCAGCCUUUGUGACCGUCACUAGUUGCCAGGUAGACUUUCUCUUUCAGAGGGCUCCGGGGACCCGGCUAUUCUUGACUUUUUCCGGCGGGGCAUCGGAAAGAAACCAAUCAGAAGGUGGGGGUGUGGCUAGGCCAAUCGGGAGGGAGGAGCCAGGAAGGAAGAGAUUUAGGGCUGGGAGAACUGACUCAAUGGAUGCCAAAGUGGGCGGGGCCCCAAUGAGAACAGGCCAAUCCGGUUUCGAGACAGGGUCACCAUCACUCAAUAGGAAGCCUCUUGGGGAUCACCGAGCCAAUCAGAAAAGUCCCUAGGUGAGAGGCCGCUUCUCUUGGUUGCACUCAGGGUUCAGUGAUGAUUCUGGAUCAGUCGUCACGGGGGUGGGGCGAUCGUGUUGCCCUUUUCUGUGCUCUUGUCGCCGCUCCUGGUCUCCUGCUUUUUCUGGGCUAGUCCCGGCCUUGUCCUCGCCCCCUUCGUAUGCCUCUUGGCUAAUCGCAGGUUCCGGCUUCCGAGUCCUUUCCUCUUCGCCGAUCCCUGGCCGUCCUCUCGACCCCUUCAAUUCAUCCCUGGUCCAUCCCGGGCCGUGGCAGGCCCCUCCUCCUGCGCUCGAAAUCCCGUCCCUUUAGCGGUCCCGCCUCCUGCUCCAGAGCCCGCCUCCUUCUCCCUCCUGACCAAUCGUGGGCCGAGAUUCCCCCUUUUCCCCAUCCAAGGCCCGCCCUACUCCGGUCGCCCACCCUCUCUUGCUGGCUCUGCCAAUCCACGGCGUCCCCCCUUCCCCCUUCCUUGGCCAGGACUAAUCAAGCGCCAAGAUUAGGGCCCUGCCCACUUUCUCCGGCCCCUUUCCACGGG